AUGGACACACUUGAUUUCUCUGCCGAUCAGGACCGCCCCCUUAUCGAAUAUCAAUCGGUAUCUUCAGAAUGUUCCCACGACAUUGUCGAACGACCCGAACGUUUACACGAAUGGUUGAAGUCGCAUGAAAUUGAACAGCUGCAUGAACGUUUCGUGACAAAACGAAAACUUAGCUAUGCCGAGCUGCGUGAAGAGUUGGAAUAUCUCAACAUAACUUUUAAUGACCUCGAAUAUCAGCGGUUAUUUUUGAAAAUAAAUCAAAAUCGUGAUUUCAAAUGCGAUUGGAAUGAAUUUGUAUCGUAUUUGAUAUUUGGUUUCCAGGACGAUGAUCCAUCGGGUCAAAAGGAAGCGUUGACAUUGCCCAUAUCAUCCCAGCCCAUGGUUAGGAAAUCGGAACAUAAAUCUGCGGUAUGUUGUAUCAGUUUGAUGAAGAUUUGUUCGGAUUUUUUGCUGAAUGAGGCGGAGGAGGAGCGAUUCGAUGAAGAGGAGGCUUUGUCUGUGAAUGAUACCCCAGAAAAUACCGGUGUUUGGAUAACGGGUAGUAAGGAGGGUCAAAUAAGAUUUUGGUCGCCCAAUUUGGAACCUUUGCGCAGUGGCAUGUCGGAAAGUAUCCACUUGAAAAUGUCCACCUGGAUAUUGGCCAUCCAGGCUUUGUCGGAUGUUAGCAUUGUCUGUACCUCUUCCACAGAACGGGAAUUGCGAUUUCAUGAAACAGUGGCCUCCACAUUUACCUUGCGGAUUGUAGUUCGCAGUAUGCCCUAUGCUGUUUGCUGUAUGUCCUACAGCUUCUUUCCGAAUGGCAGAACAAAUUCUCGCCUAGUUUUGGGCGACUAUGGUGGUAAUGUUCGCAUUUUGGAAUUUAAUCCCCAUUUGAGAGGACCAUUCCAGUCGAAGCCUGGAGCGGCGUUGGUAGAAGUUUUCUGGUCGGAUAUAAUUAAGGGAAAACUUCCACAGUUCAUUGUCCACGAAUAUCCGAAUAUCCAUAGCGAACUUAUACAACAGACCUUCUAUUCGAUGCGUUUGAAUUCCCUAUUUUCGGCUGCCGAAUAUCGGAAUACGAAAAAAUAUCGGGGACGAUGUCCAGGGCUGAUAGUGGCCAAUGGGGACGAGAAGACUAUUUUUCGGAUACCUUUGGGUGUCACCACCUUCUUUGUGGAUGAGAAGAACAACAUUGUUGUAACCGGUGGCCCGGAUACCUUUGUACGAAUUUGGGAUGUCUAUAUACCCGGUGAACCUUCGGGAAUUUUGACGGGUCAUAAUGGUGGGAUCGUUAUGGUAUUUGUCCAACCUGAUGAAAAGAAGGUUUACAGUGUGGACUACCAAAAAAUCAUCAAAGUUUGGGAUUUAACGGAACAUGUGCUGUUGCAGACCUAUGGUGAUUUGGUACGCCUAAUACCUGGGGAAACAAAUUUGGCCUAUUACUAUCACCCCCAUAUGCGAGUUCUCCUGGUGGGCGGUCGCAAAUUGGUCGCCUUGAAAUGCAACCCUCGGGUGCGGGUGGAUCUGACAGAUGGCAAUACUCAUGCUGCUCCGGUCUCGGUGGUUUUAUAUAAUCGGCUGUUUCGAAAUGUUGUCACCUGCGGUUUGGAUAGUUAUAUCAUUGUUUGGGAUCCAUGGACCGGUCGUAGGAAAAUUAUUAUGAAAAAUUGUCAUACCAAGCAAAUGUACGGAGAGAAUAUUGAUAUCGAAAUUACAGCAGCCUGCUUUGAUCCACUGGAACAAUUUUUGCUGACCGGAGCUCGAGAUGGUUCGCUGAAAAUAUGGAAUUAUAAUAAUGCGGUGUGUAUUCGGAAUAUGAGUAUUCGAGCGGAACAUGAAGUCACUGCAGUGAUAUGGGUUGUGGAGAGAAUCCUAGCCGUUGGCUGGGAUAUGCAGGUAACGGAAUUCAAUGAUGCCGAGGGUCGUGAGUAUGGUGAUGCCAAAAAAUGGCCCAUGUUCCAUACGGAUGACAUCACCUGUGCUGAUGUAAAGCUAGGAGAAGGUGUCAUAACUGCCACCUAUUCGGGUGAAUUGAUAUUUUGGAAGUUGGAAACAGGUCAACCAUAUCGGCGCUACAAUGUUGCCACACCUGAUAAAUUUAUCGAACUAAAAUAUCAUCGCCCAGAGGACGAAGAUGACGAGGGUAGAAGACAAUCGUAUCAUGUCAGUAUAUCGCGUUAUGUUCGUAAAUCCAUAUCGGAUCGGAUCAGAGAAUUGGAAAAGAAACAAACGAAAAGGGAACGAUUUAAGGGUCGCCGCCUUAAGGAGGCCGAUGAGGGUGAGGCUAUCAGCUUGGAGGAGCAGCAUAGUGAGCGAAGUGAGUCGCUACCCAUGUCGGUGCAGGCGGUGUUAUUUUUACAAACCCGGCCCAUGAAUCGGGAACAUGGUAGUGUAUUUGUCUCUCUGGAAACGGGUGUAAUACAAAUCUAUUCUCAUCAUCAUCAUGGCGGCUAUUUGGAUCAAUUUAAUGCCAUUCAUAAGACGGGAGAUUGUGUCCUGGCCAUGGCUACAGAUCGCAAGAAUCGUUAUUUGUUUAACGGAACUGCAUUUGGUUAUAUCAAGAUAUGGUAUAUUGAGAAUUUUGGGAUACCCGAAAAGGAUAAAGUGAAAGUUAACAUGCCAUUGUUGCGGUUACAAUUUAUAUUUUUGCGAAAUGACAGAUUUCUAACGAGAUCCAAGCGAGCAGUACGCCAUCAGACGGAGCCGUUGCUGGUUAGCUCCUACAAGGGGCAUCUAAGGGCCAUCAAUUCAAUUGCCUAUAUAAAUCAAACGAAAAUAUUAAUAACGGACAGUCACGAUUGCUCCUGCCGUCUGUGGUCACUGGGUGGCCGUUAUUUGGGUACUUUAGGGUCCCCAUUGCCUUGGAUGAAAUUAUCGCCCUUCGAAUCAGUUGAAGAGAAAUAUGAAAAGUUUCGCAUGCCACCCGAUAUACAAAAGGUGGCCAGUUCGACAACCAUGAAGGUCAUUACCGGUCAACAAUUGGACAACUUUCCCAUGGCAUAUCCCAAGGAAAAAUCAAAUCAAGCAGCUUCCUCCAAAGACCCUAAUGGUGAUGGUGGUGUGGAGGAUGAUCAAGAUAAUAUAUCUCGUUUAUAUGGCCAAUCGUUGCGUGCUCCCAUCUUGGGUAAACAUUUCCAGCUGCCAGGACGCAGUGCAGUGGAGCAACGUAUCGAUUUGGAUAUAACCGCUUCGUAUAUUCCUGUUUUUACCCAUCUCAAAAUUCAUGAAGCCAAUGAAUUGGUUAGACCCUCAACACCUCCAGCUAUACGACGAGUGGCUACGGAAAAUUAUAUGGAUUUUUAUGAACCAAAGAUGCCGAGGGAAGGGGAUUCAACACAGCGUGAUAGUUUAAAGGAGACGGCGUUAUUAAAGCCCCGAAGGAGAUCAGUGGUCAAGCCUUCUGUGGCCUUUGGGCCAAAUGAAGAAAGGGGAGUUGAAUGA
Molecule: messenger RNA, 3420 nt
Organism: Musca vetustissima
Lineage: Eukaryota; Metazoa; Arthropoda; Insecta; Diptera; Muscidae
Product: WD repeat-containing protein on Y chromosome-like
Exons: 12
Coding region: 1-3420 (1139 amino acids)
Molecular function (GO): protein binding
Source: RefSeq, a predicted model, not a curated record